Molecule: messenger RNA, 2544 nt
Organism: Ostreococcus tauri
Lineage: Eukaryota; Viridiplantae; Chlorophyta; Mamiellophyceae; Mamiellales; Bathycoccaceae
Product: Armadillo-type fold
Exons: 1
Coding region: 1-2544 (847 amino acids)
Biological process (GO): protein import into nucleus
Cellular component (GO): nucleus; cytoplasm
Molecular function (GO): nuclear import signal receptor activity
Source: RefSeq, a predicted model, not a curated record
AUGUCGCUCGAUGUCGACGCCUUGGCGUGCGCCAGAGCGUUGGCGACGCCGAACGUGUACUCCGUCGAGUACGAGCGAGCGUCGGCGGCGCUCGAGCGAAUGGCGACGUCGACGUCGACGUCAGCGCGUGCGUGCGUCUUAGCGCUCUUAGAGGGGGCGGUGAUGACGACGUUGACGUCGGCAGAGCGACAGAUGUGCGGCGUGGUCGCCGCGCGGGCGAUGAAACGGGCGUGGGAGGGGAUGGAUGCGGAGAGCAAGACGCGGGUGAGAACGCUCGCGUUGAGGGCGCUUUUCGACGAACGGGAGCGGGAUCGAGGGACGAUGCCGGCGAUGGUGCACGUCGUGAACGUUCUGGCGACGUGUGUUGAGGUGGACGCGGACGGUGGGGUGGGUUUGGUAGAGAUCGCGCGCGCGGUCGAGGCGGGCGCGGGGAGCGCCUUGGCGAGUCAUCGAGAAGCAAGCGCGCGAACGUUGGCGGCGAUGUGCGAGUCUCUGGGAGAUCGCAUGGCGAGCGAGCACGAGAGAUUAUUAGUGUCAUUUGUACGAUUACUCGCGGACGCAGACGCGGCUGUGCGAGUGGCGGCGGUUGUGGGGAUUGGAAAAGUGGCGUCGUCAUGGUGCGUUGCGCCGGCGCUCGGUCCUGCGCUAGCCGAGUGCGCGGUGACUCUGGUGCGAGGAGCCAGAGGUACGCUCGAAGCCAGGGAUGAAAAUUUACUCGGUCAUCUCCUCGAGACGAUGUCGGCCUUGGUAAGCGUACGAGAGGAGGUGUACGGCUCACACAAUGUCGCCAUGUUGGAAAUUUGCGAAUUUGCGCUCCGCGUCGCCACCGAUGCGUCACUGGACACCGGAGCGGUUCGCUCGCCGGCAUCACUCAUCCUGACCAAGUUAGCAAAGAAACACACUGAACUCUUAACUGAGACAAUGGACGGGCAGAUCGAUUUGCAGUACGAUCCGCACGUGCUCGGGAAAGGCGGUUCCAUCGCGUCGGCGCUUGUGCCACCUUUGUUGACGAUAGCGAUGGAGUCAGAGGUGUCCGGCGACAUUGAGGAAGACUUCGAAGGCGAAGGUCGCGAUGAGCAGAGCUCAUCACCGGCAGCUUUAGCGCGAAGUACUCUUCGAUCUCUCGCCGGUGUUCUUCCAAAUCACUUAGUGGUUGAUCCGGCUCUAAAUCUUCUCGAGAGACUGAGAGCGGGAACGAGCGCGCCAGCUGCAUGGAAAGUGUUCGCCGCGGUCACAGAGGGAACACGCGGCGAUGGAGUAACGUCUCAUCUUCCAGCACUCGUUUCCGAGCUCAAAGAAGUGAUGAAAAGCUGCGAUGUCAAUCUGCGUAUGGCUGCCACCGAGGCGUUGUGUAUGAUUGCCACGCACUGUCAACCGGAGAUGGCAGAUGAGUACACUGAAACGAUGUUCGAGCUCAUCACAAACAUGCUGAUGAAUUCAUCGAGAAGCUGUCAGUGGGCCAUACACGGUGCGUUAUCCAAGAUGUGUGAAAAUACACUAGGCGAAUCCAUCGCGCCUCAACUUCCAGCUCUCGUCGAAGCUUUGAAGGCACAAACAAUGGAUCAGUCGUGGCGCACCGCGGCUCGAGCCACGUCUACUCUCGGCGCCGUGGCGCAGUGCUCGUUGGACUUUUUCACGCCUCACGCCGGAGAGACUCUCUUAUUCUUGCUCGAACGCGUGCGAGCGGCAGAUCAAAGCACAGGUGGUAUGGAACUAAGGGCGCGAUCGAUGGCGACGAUGGCGACGAUUUUGGGAAUUGUUGGGAUUGAGAGCGCGCCACCGGGAUUACUUGAGCUUCUGCUCCAGACUGCCGCUGCAGCAUUGAAUUCAAGUGAUACGAUCGCGCGGGAGUGCGCACACGAGUGUUUGGGUAAGCUAUCAGUUGCUCUGGAAGAGAAGUUUGAACCGUUCGCUGUCGAUGCAGCGUCUGCUGCCGUCACGGCGUUGGCGCAAGUAGAGGCCCCAGCACACACGGUCGCCGUCAUGACUGGUGUCGUGGAAGAACAAAUGGCCGCUGCAGAAGCACUGGGGCAAUAUUUCAAUAGCGGCGUGGCGUGCCUCAGACCGUUCUUACCGAAAACACUCGAAGCGCUCGCGUACGCCUCGGAACCAGUUCGUUGUACUCCACUACGCGUCACUGCGAUUCGCGCCGUUGAGUUCAUUUUCACUCCUUGGAUGAGCGCUGAGGGACAAGAUGCAAAUUUUCUCGCACUUUGUGCGGCAACAUUCAAACUUCUGUGCGAUCGUAUACGGACUGAUCCUGAUGCCGCCGUGGUCUUAGCCGCAAUUCAAGGGAUGAGCGAGUUAUUAGACAAGGCAAAAUCUGUCGCUACACUUCCCGAAGAUGUUUUGCAAGGUACAAAGGACGCCGCAGACGUCAUCAUCCGAUGGCAAAGUCUGUGCCAAAUAGAAUUUGAGGCUAGAGAAGAGGCUGCAGAAAACGAUAAUGAUGACGAAAGUGAGGACAACGAUAUAUUCGACACGAUGGUAUUCUGGGCUGAGCGUAUCUCGCCACAGUCUGAUAGUGAUGCGGAUAGCGACUAG